AUGUUACCCGAUAAUCUUGCCAGCUCAUAUUUGAGCUACAAGGAAGAUACUUCGUUAUUUACCACUUGGCUGUCCAAGGCAGCACUAGCUUGUGGCUAUAAGAUACCGACGAAAGAAGAAAGAUGUGCUCGAACAGGCCCAGGCCAUCGCGGUUCCUCACACAACGCGGAUAUUAAAUCUAAGACUUCCAGCAGAACAAGUGACACGGAACCCUCUUGGACGCAAAUCACCAACCGUUUCCUGAAGCUUAGUACAGAUGAUGUUUUGGACGCCGCCGAUGACAAGGAUGAUGGCCCUGAGUUCACAGUCGACAUGUCAACCACUUACGAAUUGGAAGAUGAAUCUAUCGAGAUGAAGAUGAGCCUUAUGAUCUUCUAUUUCUUUGAAGACCUUCAUCGUAUCCAAGAAUUUUUGCAUGGCGUAUGGAAGAAAUAUAAGAGUGGAAAAUUAGAUCUUGUUAGUGCUAGUCUUAUUACUAAUUCGGCAUUCGAAAUUGUUCAUCGCAACGAGGAGGAAAUUCUGGCCACCGCACCAAAACUUUUCUCAAAGAAACGUUCUUAUGACACGAUUGCUACCGUCAUCUUCUAUGCCAACGCGUUCAGUCGUGGCCAAGACCCGAAACAGACCAUGGAAACCAACGAAAUGCUGCGACCAACACCUUUUGAUGACUUUAUUUAUCUUUCGACUUCUCGUACUCUGAUGAAAUACGAAUUUCUGAGCCAAACGGCGCCAAACUUUCCAUCGUUUCCUCUCCCUUCAUUUCCACUUCGUGGUGCCUAUAUUUCGUGCCCAGAAGUACUCGGAACACCUUACAUGAAUAAGAAGGAGGAAGAAGAUGCUUUACUAUCACAACUCAUGAUGGAUCUUGAUUUGUUCGAUUUGUUUAACAAAACAAUGAAAAAUAAUGGACUUGGCCACUAUGCCCCUCCUGCCGAAGAUGCAUUAAGUGCUGGCUUACGCCAGUUGAAAAUGGAAGGAGUUAUCAGCGUUAGUCUCGUUUUCGCCUCCAGAAUAUUCCUCGAUCUCCACGACAUACUUGGGAAUAAGAUCGUCACAGGGCGGCGGGAAUUGAAAGCUACGGGCAAUAGAAUUGAAAAGUUUUUAGAACCUACGGGUGUCCAAUCACAUCCAGGAGAAGGGGAGUCUUACUUGUGGCUACCUAAAGACACCACUCUCCUCAAGCAAAUUAUAGAUAUCAAUUACAGGUGGACUGAUAAAUCUAAAUUCGAGAUGAUGAAGAUGAUAUUUGUCAAGCAGGAAGGCUGUUCUGAGUCAAAUUGGGGUAAAAUGGGCAACUCUGUACCAAUGAAUGCUGUCGCAGAAGGACCUGUCAAUCGUCCAAAGCCCAUGAUAAUCGAGAAAUCUUCAGGGCAGGCUCACUCACAACUCGAUGCAGAAAAGGUCAAGCAAGCAAGUUUGCGAGGUACGAAAUUUCCGGAGAAACCAAAGCUGACAAAUAUGUCGAUGACUGCCAUGCGAGUUCCAAAUGAUGCCAUUCGUCCAGAUGGUAGUAUAGAUCCUGCUUGGGAAGAAAAGUUGAUGGCACAUGCUCGAACUGAGUCAGGGGUUGAUGAUGAACCUUGUGAUCCAGAGCACGAAGAAAAUGCCAGGAAACUUGACAUUCGAAUGAUCAAGCCUCAUCAAGAUAUGGACUUUGUCUUCACACACAACCCUGUUUACUGUGGAACAAUGGCUCUUCGGUUGAUCACCGCCACUGAGCAAGCUGGCAUUAACCAUUGCUGUUACCAUACAGUCACCACUUUGGUAGCAUACCUAUACGCGGAAUGCCGGAGAUCCAAGCUUCUCGACUCGAAAUGGCCUGCUAUGGAGCAGAUGAUAGAAUUACACCUGGAAGAUAUGUUUUCAGAUAAUCUACCAAAAUCCGCCUCCGAGGGAUACAUUCGUUUUACGAAACUCCUAGUCAUCUCCAAGACCAAGAUCUCUCGAUAUCAGCGUAGUCUUCCGUACAAAGAGCCGCAAUACGCCACCAAUGCUGUCUCUACAGCUACUCGUCCGUUUCUCGAACAUCAAGCAACGUUCAAUAAUGCCAUCAAUAACCUCCAGCGUCUGAUUCAAACCCAUCGAGAACUCACAAACAACGAGACAAAGCACAAACGUCGAAACGCGAGACGACAACUCACGCCGUUUCAAUUUCUAUCUAUCAUGCAAGAGUUCAUUCCCGCGGAAAUAGCCAAAGUGCAGUUCGAUUACAUAUCCUUGACGAUUGCAUGUCAUCGGCUGAUGAAGAAGUUCCGCGUUCAAAUCAAGGGGCGGUUGGGAAUUGAUCAUCCGCUACUCCAACACGAAGACAGUACUGAGCCAUCGUAUCCAUUCAUAGUAAUGAAUAUCCUGUAUGAAGGAAGGAAUGGAGGUGAGAAUCACCAAUUAAAGGUUGUGGCGGAGGUUUUGAAGGAUUAUCUGGCGGGUUUGUAG
Molecule: messenger RNA, 2433 nt
Organism: Sclerotinia borealis F-4128
Lineage: Eukaryota; Fungi; Ascomycota; Leotiomycetes; Helotiales; Sclerotiniaceae
Source: the annotation of a GenBank genome assembly